AUGUCCAAGACACACUUGUUUCUACACGAUCAGCUCGACAGCAGCCAGUACGAGUACCCAGACUUUGCAUCGCAGCCUGCUUUGGAAGCGGCGUCGGCACUCAGUAACAACGAUGAGACAAGGCUGCGAGCCGCAUUCUCUGUUGGCAAGUACAACCCUCACCCUUAA
This is a messenger RNA of Diaporthe citri, 168 nucleotides long. RefSeq lists its product as uncharacterized. The coding region runs from base 1 to 168 and encodes 55 amino acids. The record is from RefSeq and is a predicted model, not a curated record. NCBI's taxonomy places the organism in Eukaryota, Fungi, Ascomycota, Sordariomycetes, Diaporthales, Diaporthaceae. The transcript has 2 exons.